AUGGCGUCACCGGGGCCGUCCACAUCCCAGGAAAAACAGCCAGAGCGCAUGGGAUCGUCAACCAACGACCACCAGAGUGCGGCGCUGCUGGGUAACCCGGACGCGAACAGCUCGCGGACGCUGAUCGGCAAGGUCUCCGACUUCCGGCGCAUGUCGGCCGUACUGGAGACGCUGGCCGUGGCCGGUCAGAAGAGCACGCCGCUGCGGCAGGUGGUCGAGGACGCGUCCGAGCGCACACUGCAGGUGGAGCGCAGCGUCGCGGAGAUGCCGCGUCACGGAGGUCACAAGCUGGAGGCGCGCAUCCUCGUCGGUGCCAUGCCGUUCCGCUGCGCCGCCUACGAGUUUGUCGAGUCGCGCUUCUUCUCCACAUUUAUCCUGGUGAUCAUCUUGCUAAACACAGUGACGCUGAUUCUGAAGUGCUUCAAGUAUAUCAGCAUCAACUCCGGCAUCUACAUGGUCGUCAUCGAGAACGUCUUUCUCGGCAUCUACCUCACGGAGGCGACGAUGAAGCUCAUCGCCUACAAGCAGUACUACUUCUACACUUUCUGGAACUGCCUCGAUUUCUUCAUCAUCGUCAACAACUUGGCCGAGUUCGUGCUACCCUUGCUUCUGGAAACUGGCGACAUCGGCGGCAUGGGCAUCCUCAGGCUGUUCCGCAUCUUCAAGGCGAUCCGCGCGCUGCGAGCACUGCGCGUGCUGCGCACGAUCCGCUUCCUGAGCUCGCUGAACGUCAUCCUGACCACCAUGUUCGAGUCGAUCCAGUCCAUCGGCUCCAUCGUCGUGCUGAUGGCGGUCGUCAUGUACAUGUUCUCCGUGAUGGGCAAGUCGCUGUUCGAGUCCAUCGACCACCGGCGCUUCGGCAGUCUGUGGGCCACCUUCCUCACCCUGUUCCAGCUGCUGACGCUCGACGACUGGUUCUUCAUCUACACCGAGAACGGCUCCGACACGGCCCUCUUCUUCUACCUCUUCUUCUACAUCGUCGUCGAGUACUUUGUCUUCCUCAACCUCUUCGUGGCUGUCCUGCUGGACAACUUCCAACUGACGCUCGAGAUCUCCACGCAGGAGCGGAAGCGCGCCCGGCACGCCACGCUGAUGCGCGACAUGCACGACUCGGACGCGGACAGCGACUGGGAGGCGGCCGAGGGCGAGACGAAGGACAAACAGUCGCGACGGGCCACGUCUGCCUACUACAGCGAGCUGAGCGGCGCGGGCGCUGCCGGACAGGACCGCUACCUGCAGCUGCUGGCGGCGCUGGAGCUGCACCUGUACCAGCACCAGAAGCAGCAGUCGCUCGUCAACCACCAGGUCGACCUCUGCAUGUUCGAGGAGACCCAGGAGUAG
Molecule: messenger RNA, 1341 nt
Organism: Amphibalanus amphitrite
Lineage: Eukaryota; Metazoa; Arthropoda; Thecostraca; Balanomorpha; Balanidae
Product: cation channel sperm-associated protein 1-like
Exons: 1
Coding region: 1-1341 (446 amino acids)
Biological process (GO): regulation of cilium beat frequency involved in ciliary motility; transmembrane transport; calcium ion transport
Cellular component (GO): CatSper complex; membrane
Molecular function (GO): calcium-activated cation channel activity; voltage-gated calcium channel activity
Source: RefSeq, a predicted model, not a curated record